This is a messenger RNA of Gossypium arboreum, 2184 nucleotides long. RefSeq lists its product as uncharacterized. NCBI's taxonomy places the organism in Eukaryota, Viridiplantae, Streptophyta, Magnoliopsida, Malvales, Malvaceae. The coding region runs from base 1 to 2184 and encodes 727 amino acids. The transcript is spliced from 5 exons. The record is from RefSeq and is a predicted model, not a curated record.
AUGGAAGCUCAGAGGAAUAUAAUGGCCGAAAUGGCUCAGUUACUGAGGGCUACUGAUAAAGGAAAGGCUCCUAUGGCCAUCACUGAAGAGGAAAAUAAGGGUCCUCCUCCAGGUUUUACACCACCGCAUGUAUCAUUGCAAACUGAGGCACCUCCUAGAAGGCCAUCUACUACUGUGAGGCCUCAGCAUGGGCCAAUUGAUGCUGGUGUCCAUGUGAAUUUCCUGAUUGGUUCAGGACUUAAUAUGGGUGACAAUCUUACUAAUCCUCUUGUUCCCGAUCUAGAUAUGGUGGAAAAGGAGGAUUUGAAGACCGAAGCUGCAAGGCAAUUGGAUGAACGCUGCAGAUGGUUAGAAGAAAAGUUCAAGGCUUUGGAAGGCACUGGCAAUAAUCACGGGGUUGAUGCCAAGGAUUUAAGUCUAGUCCCAAACCUAGUGCUACCUCACAAAUUCAAAACGCCAGAAUUUGAAAAGUACAAUGGUACUACUUUCCCAGAGGCCCACAUCACAAUGUUUUGUAGAAGGAUGACGGGGUAUGUAAACAAUGAUCAGCUAUUGAUCCAUUGUUUUCAGGAUAGUUUGAUAGGAGCGGCAACCAGAUGGAUUACCCUGCAAAACAUAGAGAAGAAGCCUAAUGAGAAUUUUAGGCAAUGUGCACAGAGGUGGAGAGAGGUAGCAAUGCAGGUUCAACCACCAUUGUUGGAAAAGGAGACCACUAUGUUAUUUAUUAAUACUCUGAAAGCCUCAUUUAUUACUCAUAUGAUUGGAAGCACUACUAAAAGUUUUGCGGACAUAGUUAUGGCAGGAGAAAUGAUAGAGAAUGCCAUAAGAGGAGGAAGAAUUGAGGGGGAAGUAGUCAAAAGAUCAGCCCCAAGAAGAAAAGACAAUGAGGUAAACAAUACAAGUGGUUUCAAUUCAAAAGCAGCCACAGUUAGCCAGCCCAAAGUAGCCACCGUUGGGCAACAAGACUCCCAAAAGCAGGAAUCCAACAUUAGGCAUGAGAGGAUGCAAUUUACACCUAUACCUGUGACGUAUAGGGAGCUCUAUCAAAAUCUAUAUGAUGCGCAUGCUAUAGCCCCUUUCCACUUAAAACCAUUACAACCUCCGUAUCCUAAAUGGUAUGAUGUAAAUGCCAGAUGUGAGUAUCAUGCUGGAAUAUCGGGGCACUCAAUCAAGAAUUGUACUGGAUUCAAGAAAGUCGUAGAGAGGUUAAUCAAGAAUGGGGUUUUGAAAUUUGAGAGUACCCCAAAUACUGAGAAUCCUUUGCCGAACCAUGACAAUCAGGGAGUAAAUGCCAUUGGUGAAGCCGUUGAAAAAAGGGAAAAGAAAAAUGUUGAUGACAUAAGGAUGCCUAUGAGGGUAAUCUGGGAGGAGAUGAUGAAGAGAGGUAACUCUAAUGAAAAGCAAGUUUGUGUGCUGGAAAAUGAACAGCAAAGAACCGGUAGACCAAGGAUCAUUAUCUCCCUGUCAGGGAAUAAUGAAAUGGGGAAAAAUAAAAUGGGGACAUCAGCAGCGCCCAAGGUUAUUAUCCAUACACCUACUCUUUUCCCUUACAAGGAUAGCAAAAAAGUACCAUGGAGUUAUGACUGUAGCGUGACGGUGCCGGGAGAAGGAAGCAUAGCCAGCGCAUCUAAGGAUGUACGAGAUGAAGGUUCCCAUACGCGGAGUGGGAAGCGUUAUGAUAUGGGGGACGUCAGAGUGGAGCCCACAAAACCCAAGAAUGUUGAAAUUGAGAAAAAGAGUGAAGUAUCUGUUAACGAGCCAGUGAGGGAGGAGGAAGCUAAGGAAUUUCUAAAAUUACCCAUUGACAGUUCGCACAUGAAGACGUGUCAUAAUGUGGUAAGAGCCUUUGACGGAACUAAAAGGAAAGUAAUGGGACGAAUUGACAUCUCUUUGGAGAUUGGACCAAAUACGUAUGAAGUUGACUUCCUGUUGGUAACGGAUGGACGCUUGAUAACCAUCAAUGCAGAGGAGGACAUCAUAGCAGCCGUCACUAGUAAGCCUCCUUAUGUGGAGACAAAUGAGGAGGCUAUUGAGUGUUCUUUUUGUUCCUUGGAAAUUGUUAAUGCUACCUUCAUUUCGGAGGGAAGUGAGGUGCCAGUUCCCAGGAUGUCUAGAGCAACAAGGAUGGCCCUGCAAAUAAUGAUGGGGAAAGGAGCAUUGCCAGGAAAAGGACUAGGAAAAUAG